CUUUUUUUUUUUUCUAUAUAUAAUUUUACACGUCAUGAGUCUUUGGGCUGAUAAACAUCGACCUCGUCAUCUUAGUAACUUGGAUUAUCAUGAAGAUUUAUCUACACAUUUAAUGAAUUUGGCCAAUUCUGAAGAUUUUCCACAUUUAUUAUUUUAUGGACCUUCGGGUGCUGGUAAAAAGACUCGGAUCGCAGGAUUAUUGAAAGAAAUCUAUGGUGACAAUGUUGAAAAAAUUAAGAUUGACGAACGACCAUUUGUGACGAGCUCUCAAAAAAAAAUUGUAUAUACAGUAGUAAGCAGCAAUUAUCAUAUGGAAUUACAACCAAGUGAAUUAGGAAACAACGAUCGAGUUAUUGUACAAGAAGUGAUUAAAGAUGCAGCACAAAAUCAACAAGUAUUCGCUGGAGCCAAACAUUCCUUUAAAGUGGUGGUGAUUGAUCAAGCUGACUCACUUACACGGGAUGCCCAAGCUGCUCUUCGUCGAACUAUGGAAAAAUAUACUGCUAAUAUGCGCCUGAUAUUAUGUUGCAACAACUUGAACAAAAUUAUUUCCCCUGUUCGAUCACGAUGUCUAUUGAUUCGUGUAGCAAGACCAAGUUUGGAUGAUACUGCACGUGUUUUACAAAUGGUGGCCAAAAAAGAAAAUGUCUUAUUACCAACCUCUUUGGCUAAAAGUAUAGGCAAUCAAGUUCAUUGUGAUUUACGUGCUGCUCUUCUCUCCUUUGAAAGUACAGCUGUACGACAUGAUGAUUUGACUCAAAUACAGAGAGCCGAAAAGUUGGAUUGGGAAAUGGUGAUUGCUGGAAUUGCAAAGGAUAUAUUGGAAGAUCAAUCACCAGCAAAAUUACUUGUUAUUAGAAAGAAACUAUAUGAAUUAUUGACCCAUUGUAUUCCAUCAUCAUUGAUUCUCAAGACAUUAUCUUUGGAAUUAUUUGAUGAAAUUCAAGAAGAUCAAAUCAGACGUCAAAUCAUGGAUCAAGCAGCUAUUCACGAAUACCGAUUACGGAUGGGACGAAAAGAAAUAUUUCAUUUGGAAUCAUUUACUGUUACAAUCAUGAGCAUUUACAAAAGAUAUCGUAACAAUCUCUAGUGAUAAUAGUCUAGUUUUAGAAAGUUUUAUUUUUCUAUAUAAAUUACAUUUAUUACUAUUAUUAUUUUUUAUAUUGUUACGUGAUAUUGCAUAAAUGACGUGUGGGAAAUGUUUUUGGCGAUGGAUAAGAGUCAUGUGGUCAUAAUCGAACGUAUAUUCAGAAUAGAUCUGCUUUCACUUGAAUACUGCGGUUAUACGGUAGAGACGGAAUGAG
Molecule: messenger RNA, 1304 nt
Organism: Halteromyces radiatus
Lineage: Eukaryota; Fungi; Mucoromycota; Mucoromycetes; Mucorales; Cunninghamellaceae
Product: DNA clamp loader
Exons: 11
Coding region: 35-1090 (351 amino acids)
Biological process (GO): DNA repair; DNA-templated DNA replication
Cellular component (GO): Rad17 RFC-like complex; Elg1 RFC-like complex; nucleus
Molecular function (GO): ATP hydrolysis activity; DNA clamp loader activity; DNA binding
Source: RefSeq, a predicted model, not a curated record